This is a messenger RNA of Loxodonta africana (African savanna elephant), 2544 nucleotides long. Its product is annotated as NUT family member 2G-like. The record is from RefSeq and is a predicted model, not a curated record. Bases 1 to 2544 code for a protein of 847 amino acids. The transcript has 8 exons. NCBI's taxonomy places the organism in Eukaryota, Metazoa, Chordata, Mammalia, Proboscidea, Elephantidae.
AUGGCCUGUGCCUCCCUCACCCUUGUUAGGUUCAUGAAGUCUGAGGCAGAGGAAAAGUUGCAGAUUCAGAAGUUGCAGCAGAGGAAUGGGUCUGCACGCCUGCCUCCUCUAGCUCUGGAUAAGCUUGAUGCUCACAGGCCUUCAUCCACUGUGGUUAGCCAGUGCACAGGGUCUGAGGCCUCCCCUGGCACAGCCCAGCCCAGCGCGAGACCUACCCUUAGGGACCCUGCCUUCCCUGCUCCUGCCGCGCGCCUCCCUGAAGGGGACCUUCUGCAACUGACGCCUGAGGCCGUUAGAGGGCGGCAGUUCGCGCGCCCCAGAGCCUUGUCCCAGGAGGCUGUGCGCAUGCCAGCUCCAAUACUGGGACCAGAUAUGACCACGAAUCCUGGUGCCUCCAUGUCUCCUUUUGCUGCACUACCCUUUCCGCGACACACUCCCAGAGUCCCGCACCGAACACCCUGGGAGCGGCACCCGCUGCCCCUCAUGACUUCACCAUGCCCUCCAGGCAUCCCUCUGGGGCUCUCUGCUUUCCCCAGGACACUUCUGGUGCCAAGCGUUGGGGAUUCAGGCCCCAGUGGGGCCAGGUCUGGCAAGGUCAUUGUUCAAGUGAGGACAGAAGGGAGAUCAGCAGAGCUGCCUGGAAUUCAGACCUUUGUCAUGGUGCAGAACCCACUUAAUUGGAGUACCCCAGGGGCUGCCAGUGGGGCACUUGAGCAUGCUCCACCCCCUUUUGGGGAAGCCUCUGAUGUGAUCCCUGACACUUCUGUUGUGGGUACUCAGGCUUAUAGGGGAGUUUGGUCCCCAACUCUUUCUCUUCAAGCUCCACCACCAGCUGCCCAGCUGGCCUCCAUUUUCCCCCAAGUGAAGGCUUGCUCAGGCCAACAUGCUUCUUCUGGGAAGGAAAGCCUGGCUGCCACACAAUCCAGGCCUUCACUGGAUGACGCCUCCUGUAACUCCCAGAGUGUUUACCAGAACUACCGAAGUUGGCAAUGCUUCAAGUCUCUGGCCCGGAGGCACCAUCCCCAAAGCCCUGAUACAGAAGCUCUUUCCUGCUUUCUCAUCCCAGUCCUGCGAUCCUUGGCUAGACUGAAGCCCACCAUGACCCUGGAGGAGGGACUCUGGCGGUCUGUACAGGAAUGGCAGCGCAAAAGCAAUUUUGACCGGAUGAUCUUCUAUGAAAUGGCACAAAAGUUUAUGGAGUUUGAGGCAGAGGAGGAGUUAGAGAUUCAGAUGUUGCAGCAGAGGAAUGCGUCUGUCUGCCUCCUUCCUCCAGCUCCACGCAAUCUUGAUCCUCACGGGCCUUCAUCCACUAUGGUUGGCCAGCAUCCAGUGUCCAUUCCAAAGAAGGGAGGUUCCAUGGCACAGCUCCCUAAGCAACAUCGACACAGACCCCACCACCCUUGGGAGCCCAAGCGGUCCCAUGAAAUCCCUCCUGAAGCUGUCAAAGAGUAUGUUGAAAUCAUGGAAGAUCUACUGGGAACUGCCCAUUCAGCCACUGUGGAGCCAGAUAGGAAAUGUGAAGAAGAAGCAAAUGAGGAACAAGAGGAAGAGAAUGAGCUGUACCCAGACCCAAGACUCCUGAGCUACAUUGAGAAGCUGUGUGCACAGGAAGCAUUUAUCACCAAGGUAGAAGCAGUUAUUCACCCUCAAUUCCUGGAAAUGUUACUAUCACCAGAUUCUCAGGUAGAUCCCAUGUCCUUAAGGCAGGAGCUGGAGGAAGAGGAAGGACUCACUCUCACUCAGCUGGUGGAGAAGCGACUGCUGGAAUUGAAAGGAAAAGUGGGUGUGGAGGCACCCCCAACUUAUGGUGUGCCAACCAUGGAGUCACCUUGUACAGAGUCUGGGACCAGUCAAGACACAGGGAGCACAGAUAAGCACAGGACCCAACUACAGAUGAGCGAGAAAAUGAGCACAAAAAAGUUGGAUGCAGAUGAUCUACCAAAAGAUGGCAGUGGCUAUAGUCCUCUGUCUAAGUCAAAAGAACUUGCUCCCUUUACGUGGAGUCCCAUGUCACAGGAACUUAAGUCUGAACAAUCAGCUUCUCCUCAACGGGGUCCUGGUUGCACCUCCCUUAGAUUGGGAAACAGAGAAACCUUAAUGUCCUUACAAGCCUCUCCUAUUAGUGAAACACCUGGGAAAGGACAAGGGUCCAGUGAAGAAGAAAAGGAAGAGGAGGAUCUCCCCAGCCUUGACUUCCUCUUGGCAUCUCAAGAAAGCCUACUGCCCUGGAGUCUUUCCAAGAGUCCUCUGCCUGCCUCCAGCAUUCUGCACCGUGGAGUUUGGGGUACCUGGGGAGAAUCCCAGCCCCGAACUCCGAAGACAGUCAGUCUUAGCCAACCUGGACAUACAGCUGCCAAGCGUAAGACCCCAGCUCAAGUCGGAGCUCCAUUCCUCGCUGCAAAGCGGCCCUACUCAGGGGCUGACCUUGGAGUCUCUGGGAGGCAACCCUUGACUGUGGGUGAGGUCCAACUCUCACUGCCUCUAAAAAGAAAGUGUGACCCUUCCACUCAUGGAAAAAGGAGGAAGCAUCUUCUUAGCCAGUAG